GUGUGGAAAAUGUAGGCGCUACAUGAAGCUAAUAGAAUCCCGUCCCCAACGCUUACACUGUCCCCAGUGCAAUCAAACUUAUUCCCUUCCUCAAAACGGUAGCAUUCGUCAGCACAAGCAAGACAAAUGCCCACUCGAUGAAUUUGAAUUGCUUGUUUGGACCCAGGGAAGCAAGAGCAAAGCAUUGAAAUCGAAUGGAUUUCAAUGUAAUACCGAACUUCUUGAGAAUCUGGUAUUUUGUCCAUAUUGUUUUUCGAAUCCUCCGUUUGAGUCGAUGCAUUGUGGUUCCGGCUGUUUUUCCUGUGCUCAUCCGUCCUGUGAACACUCUCCUGCAGCACGUGGCGUUACAGCUUGCCUAGAAUGCAAAGUUGGAAUAAUGCUACUAGAUGAUACGAUACCUCCGAAAUUCCGAUUUGUGUGCAAUAGACAAUCAAAACAUAGACUGGUAUGA
Messenger RNA from Protopolystoma xenopodis, 451 nucleotides. NCBI's taxonomy places the organism in Eukaryota, Metazoa, Platyhelminthes, Monogenea, Polystomatidea, Polystomatidae. The record is from the annotation of a GenBank genome assembly.